AUGCUGUAUGAGGCCGACUGCCUGCCAACCCUGAGGCGCCACUGCCUGCUGGCAAUACAGGUCACCCACUACCCCGACGAUGAUGUCACGCUCCUGGUGGCCACGAUCGACCACGUGGUGGCCGACUACCAGGCCUUCAUCGACUUCCUGUCAGCCUGGUGCAACGAGUGCAGCACAGCAACCAACACCACCACCACCACAACGGCUGCAGCUGGGCCCCAGGGCGUCAGCAGCACAAGUAGCCGCGCAAAGGGCGCGGCGGCGCCUCCGCUGCCGGUGUGGGACCGCGCGCUGUUGGUUGCCCUGUCGGAGGCCAGCGACGGCGGGGGCAGCGACGCCGGCAGCGCCGACGGUGGCUCGACGCGCGGCCGCUCCCCCUCCGCCGGCAGCCGCAGUGGCAGCGGCAGCCGCAUCAGCGUCGACAGCGGCGGCAGCAGCGCCGCCAGCCGCUCCACCGUCGCCAGCCGCGCCAGCAGCGGCGGCGGCAGCCGCGCCAGCAAGGACAGCAGCUUCUGGGGCGGGGAGUCCGCGUGGCACUGCGACGUGCUCAGCAAACGCAACGGCAUGGCGAUGCUGACCGGGGGCCUGGUGGGCAUGAUGGCCUGCCAGACACGCACCUGGCUGCUGCCGCGGCCCGCGAUCGCGGCGCUCAAGGCGCGCCUCGGCACGGCAAUGGCGUGGGAGGGGAAGGGCGCGCCGACGGCCAACGACGUGCUGAGCGCGGUGCUGGCGGCGAGCGUGGCGUGGGUCACGCCCGGGAAGGUGGCGCGGCGCGGCGGCCUCAACGUGCACGUCGUCGUCAAUGCGCGCGGGCGCUUCGGCCACGCCGCGGGCGCCGACUACUUUGGCAGCGACUCCCUACUGGUCCCGGUCUGGUGCCCCGCGGCGCUGCUGCCCGCGCCCGACGCGCCCUCCCCCGAGCCCAGCCCCGACCUCGUGGCUCACAUCCACUCUGCCCUGCGCGAGGCGCUCAAGCCCGCCGGCGCGGUGCGGCGCCGCUUCGAGUGGAUGGCGGCCGCGCAGGGCGCCGGCGUCGGCGCGCGCGUUCGCGCGUGCGAGGCGGCGGCGCUGCUGGCCGGGGACGUGUGCGUCGACAACGUCAGCAACUACCCGGUGUUUGAUCUGAAGUUUGGGGGCGCCGCCGCGGCGACGGCCAACGCGAUGCGCUUCAUCACGUGCCCACGGCUGGCCUGGGUCACGGCCGCGGGGCCCAACCCCGACCGCGAGAAAGGCGGCCCCUCUGGCGACCUGCGCAUUGCGCUGCCCCUCAAGCGCGCGCACUGGGCGCGCCUGGCCCCUUGGUGGACGGCCAUGGGGCUGACCCAGGUCAAGGCGGGGGGCACCCUGGACGUGGCCAUCUACCACCCGGCCAGCCUGCGCAACAUUCUGUCGGAGGCCACGCGCACAGCAAUCAUGGGGCUGUGA
Monoraphidium neglectum is the source of this 1425-nucleotide messenger RNA. RefSeq lists its product as hypothetical. NCBI's taxonomy places the organism in Eukaryota, Viridiplantae, Chlorophyta, Chlorophyceae, Sphaeropleales, Selenastraceae. Bases 1 to 1425 code for a protein of 474 amino acids. The transcript is spliced from 4 exons. The record is from RefSeq and is a predicted model, not a curated record.